UGUAAACGUGGGCACGUCCUCCUGGCCGGGCGGGCUGCUCCUCUGCUUGCUUCUAGGUUAUUUCGUCCACGACUCCCUCGACAUCAUCGUCUGCCACCAGUCCAGGGCCUCCUGGGAAUACCUGGUCCACCAUGCCGUGGCCGUGUCGGGUUUACUUUCCGGGGUCUUCCUGAACCGCUUUGUGGCGGCAGGGCUGCUCUCCAUGUUCGUGGAGGUGAGCAACAUUUUCCUGACCAUGCGGAUGAUGGUCCGCCUGGGGAACCUGCCUUUCCAGACCUUUUACACGGUCAACAAGUACCUCAACCUGGUGGCGUACUUCCUCUUCCGCCUGGCCCCCCAGGCGUAUCUGACUUGGUUCUUCGUGCGCCACGUGGAGGUGCGCGGCCAGGGGGCCUUCCUCACGGUCAACCUGAUGCUGCUGAACGCCAUGAUCCUGAUUUACUUCUCGCGCCUGCUGCGCUCCGACUUCUGCCCGGGCACCCAGGCACCAGGCUCCGACAGCGAGAAGAAGUUCCUGAUCGACUGAAGAGCCAAGUCCCCGGCAGUGGAAAGGGGAGAAGGGGGACCCAAAGAACACGGCCACACAGCCCGGAAGACCCACACCAGCGACCCAAAGAACCUUUGUCCGGCUGCGUCGCCGCCCAUGUGCCUUAACUGCUGAGGACUCGCGCCUCCACCCGGAGCCCCUUCGCCCUCGAAGGAGGCCAGACAGACCAGGGAGUUGGUCCACAGCUCAGCCUGGGGCUCUGCCCGGGCCUUCCAUCCAGGACAGUGUUUCUCCGCCUUGGCCACUUUAAGA
This is a messenger RNA of Python bivittatus (Burmese python), 799 nucleotides long. NCBI's taxonomy places the organism in Eukaryota, Metazoa, Chordata, Lepidosauria, Squamata, Pythonidae. The record is from RefSeq and is a predicted model, not a curated record.